Molecule: messenger RNA, 3636 nt
Organism: Anthostomella pinea
Lineage: Eukaryota; Fungi; Ascomycota; Sordariomycetes; Xylariales; Xylariaceae
Source: the annotation of a GenBank genome assembly
AUGGCGACCACCUCCAACAUGUUCCUCUACUCCCUCACGAUCCAACCUCCCACCACCAUGAACCAGGCUCUCCUGGGUCAGUUCUCCGGCACCAAAGAGCAGCAGAUUAUCGCCGCUUCGGGAUCGCGCCUCACCCUGCUACGACCCGAUCCUUCGCAGGGAAAGGUCAUUACACUGCUGUCCCAUGAAGUCUUUGGUAUCAUCCGAUCAAUUGCCGCCUUUCGUCUGGCUGGAAGCAACAAGGACUAUGUCAUUCUCGCUACCGACUCAGGGCGCAUUGCGAUUGUGGAGUACAUACCUCAGCAGAAUCGCUUCAAACAGCAAAAGCUCGAGACCUUUGGCAAGUCCGGUGUGCGCCGGAACAUCCCCGGUCAAUAUCUAGCCUGCGAUCCCAAGGGACGAGCAUGUCUCAUUGCGGCUAUAGAGAAGAACAAGCUGGUCUAUGUGCUGAACCGGAAUUCCCAAGCGGAACUCACCAUCUCUUCGCCGCUGGAAGCGCACAAGCCGGGAACUAUUGUGUUGGCCAUGGUUGCUCUGGAUGUCGGCUAUGCAAAUCCAGUUUUCGCGGCACUCGAAGUAGAUUACUCGGAGUCGGAUCAGGACCCCACCGGCGAAGCCCUUGGGGAAGUUGAGACACAGCUUGUGUACUACGAGCUUGACCUGGGACUGAACCACGUUGUCCGAAGAUGGCAUGAGGCAGUCGAUCAUACUGCAUCUAUGCUCUUCCAAGUGCCCGGCGGGAAUGACGGACCCAGUGGCGUCCUGGUAUGUGGAGAAGAGAAUAUUACCUAUCGACACUCGAACCAAGAAGCAUUCCGUGUCCCUAUUCCGAGACGAAAAGGCGCAACAGAAGAUCCUCAACGGAAACGUUCAAUCGUAUCGGGCGUCAUGCACAAGCUGAAGGGAAACGUCGGCGCAUUUUUCUUCCUUUUGCAAACUGAAGAUGGUGAUCUGUUCAAGGUCACUAUCGACAUGGCAGAAGACGAUGAGGGUAAUGCAACCGGGGAGGUUCGAAGGCUGAAGAUCAAGUACUUCGACACGGCUCCGGUGUCAAUGAGUCUCUGCAUCCUGAAGAGCGGCUUCCUGUUCGUUUCGAGCGAGUUCGGCAACCAUCAUUUCUACCAGUUUGAAAAGCUCGGAGAUGAUGACGAAGAAUUAGAAUUCUCCAGUGACGACUUCCCGACCGAUCCUCAGGCGUCUUACAAACCCGCCUAUUUCUAUCCGAGACCAGCUGAGAAUCUGAGUUUAGUGGAGAGCAUCGAUUCGAUGAACCCCCUUGUUGACUGCAAGGUAGCAAACUUGACCGGUGACGAUGCGCCCCAGAUAUACUCAAUUUGCGGAAACGGCGCAAGGAGUACUUUCAGGAUCCUGAAACAUGGCCUGGAGGUGAACGAGAUUGUGGCUUCAGAGCUUCCUGGAGUUCCGUCAGCGGUCUGGACCACAAAGCUUCGCCGGGAUGAUCAGUAUGACGCCUAUAUUGUUCUAACUUUCACCAAUGGAACCUUGGUGCUCAGCAUCGGUGAGACUGUUGAGGAGGUGUCAGACACCGGCUUUCUCACCUCGGUGCCAACACUUGCCGUUCAACAACUGGGCGAUGAUGGUCUACUUCAAGUUCACCCAAAAGGCAUCAGACACAUCAUCAACGGGCAGGUCAACGAGUGGGCAGCACCUCAGCAUCGCUCUAUCGUUGCAGCCUCGACGAACGCGCGCCAAGUAGCAGUGGCCCUAAGCUCAGGAGAGAUUGUCUACUUCGAGAUGGAUGCUGAUGGAUCCUUGGCGGAGUACGACGAGAAGAAAGAGAUGUUUGGAACUGUCACCUGCCUAAGUCUAGGUGAAGUCCCCGAGGGUCGUUUACGAAGCUCGUUCCUCGCCGUAGGGUGCGACGACUGUACAGUUCGGGUUCUCAGCCUAGACCCCGAAUCCACUUUGGAGAGCAAGUCCGUACAGGCCUUGACAGCCGCUCCGUCGGCCUUGUCAAUCAUGUCUAUGGAAGACUCAUCUUUCGGUGGAUCGACUCUGUACCUGCAUAUUGGUCUCCAUUCCGGUGUCUAUCUGAGGACAGUUCUCGACGAGAUCACGGGCGAGUUGACAGACACGCGACAGAAGUUCCUGGGUCCGAAGUUGGUGCGACUAUUCCAAGUGUCUAUUCAAGGACGCACCUGUGUCUUGGCACUCAGCUCGAGGACAUGGCUUGGGUAUCCAGACCCGAUCAUGAAGGGGUUCAUGAUGACGCCGCUCGACUACACCGACUUGGAAUGGGGAUGGAACUUCAGCAGUGAGCAAUGCGAGGAGGGUAUGGUUGGCAUUCAAGGGCAAAACCUCAAGAUUUUCUCCAUCGACAAAUUAACAGACACCCUGCUUCAACAAUCUAUACCCCUCACCUAUACCCCCAAACGUCUCGCGAAGCACCCUGACCAACCCUACUUUUAUACUAUUGAGUCCGAAAACAACACGUUACCACCUGAGCUCCGCGCACAAUUACUGGCCGAUCCUGCCGCCGUUAAUGGCGAUGCGGCUCUACUACCAGCUGAAGAAUUCGGAUACCCUAAAGGGCGUGGCCGCUGGGCGUCUUGCAUCAGUGUCGUUGAUCCACUCAACGAGAAGCGAGUUCUCCAAACCCUUGAUCUCGGCGAGAAUGAAGCUGCUGUCAGUAUGGCAACUGUGUCUUUCGCCAGCCAGGACAAUGAGACUUUCCUCGUAGUUGGUACGGGCAAGGAUAUGAUUCUCAGCCCUCGUCAAUUCAGUGCGGGAUUCAUACAUGUCUACAGAUUCCGUGACGACGGCAGGGAGAUCGAGUUCAUCCAUAAGACGAAGGUAGAAGAGCCACCCAUGGCGCUUGUCCAGUUCCAAGGCCGCCUGCUGGCAGGAAUCGGCAAGACGCUUCUUUCCUACGACCUCGGUUUACGCCAGCUACUUCGAAAAUCGCAGGCCGAUGUUGCUCCACAGCUCAUUGUCUCGUUGCAGACGCAAGGUUCCCGUAUCGUCGUGGGCGACGUGCAACAGGGCGUGACUUAUGUCGUCUACAAAUACGAGAGUAAUAAGCUGAUUCCUUUCGCCGACGACACUACGCCUCGCUGGACCAAUUGUACGACCAUGGUGGACUACGAAUCGGCGGCCGGCGGUGACAAGUUUGGGAACAUAUGGAUCGUACGAUGCCCCCAGAAGGCGAGCGAAGAGGCGGACGAAGAGGGGAGCGGGGCGCACCUCCAACACGCCAGGGAGUAUUUGCAUGGAUCCAACCAUCGUGUGAGCCUGAUGACGCACUUCUAUGCUCAGGAUGUUCCGACUAGCAUAAGCAAAACAAACCUUGUGGUGGGAGGACAGGACGUGCUUCUCUGGAGUGGGAUCCAAGGUACAAUUGGUGUCUUCAUUCCCUUCGUCAGCCGCGAAGAUGCCGAUUUCUUCCAGAGCCUGGAGUCACACAUGCGGAGUGAGGACCCUCCACUAGCCGGAAGGGAUCACCUAAUAUAUAGGAGCUACUACGCCCCCGUCAAGGGUGUCAUUGACGGUGAUCUCUGCGAGAGGUUUGCUUUGUUACCCAAUGACAAGAAGCAGAUGAUUGCGGGAGAAUUGGAUCGCUCGGUUAGAGAAAUCGAGAGAAAGAUUUCGGAUGUACGGACCAGAUCGGCAUUCUAA